This is a messenger RNA of Endocarpon pusillum Z07020, 981 nucleotides long. RefSeq lists its product as uncharacterized. Gene Ontology annotation, molecular function: heme binding; oxidoreductase activity, acting on paired donors, with incorporation or reduction of molecular oxygen; iron ion binding. The coding region runs from base 1 to 981 and encodes 326 amino acids. The transcript has 5 exons. NCBI's taxonomy places the organism in Eukaryota, Fungi, Ascomycota, Eurotiomycetes, Verrucariales, Verrucariaceae. The record is from RefSeq and is a predicted model, not a curated record.
AUGAAGAACGAGGGAGAUUGGGGCCUGUCGAUGGAAAAUUACGCAGCUAUCCGCCCUGCCCUUGCGCCGGGCGCGGACCUCGAUGAGAUGAACCGUGUACUGAUUCAGACCAUUGCCGCGUCAGUUGACGAGCUAGGUACCUCUGACAGACCUGUAAAGAGAGGUCUUGCCCGGUGGCUACGCAAUACGAUCACAAUAGCAACGACUAAAUCUGUGUAUGGACUUCAGAACCCUUACAAAGACCAAUCUAUACAGGAUAACUUUUGGGAUUUCGAGGGUGACCUUAUCACCAAUUUGAUCGGAGUACUUCCAUCUAUUCUAGCACGCAAAGGAAUCGUCGGAGGGCCACGUGCGGUCUUUGUCUAUACCGCUGCAGCAGCUCUCUGGAUGCUUCUCUACGUCUUCUCCUAUCCUGACGUCUUGGAGAACAUUCGAGGCGAGAUUGGCUCAAUAUUGACAUCGAAAACUGAUGAGAAAGGCGUCAAAGAGGUUCUACGCCAUCGUUCAAUGGGCACUUCCAUUCGUCAAGUCAUGCAAGACACCGUGCUUGACGAGCGAUCACUGUUGAAGGACGCCAUGAUCCAAAUGCCUAGCCGAGUGAUUCAUAAGGAUGCUUCGAUAUGGGGCUCUGACGUGGAUGAGUUCAAUCCCGGACGUUUUAAGAAAGACCAGAAGCACAAGAUGGAGCACGGCCGUCAUUUCGCCACCAACGAGAUUUUGGCUUUGGUCUCAAUGUUUGUGAUGCUCUUCGAUAUGGUUCCAACAGCGGGUACAUGGUCAAUACCACAGACAACCAACACAAACGUCGUCGCCGUGGUUAUAGAGCCGGAUGCGGAUGUCGAGGUUGAGGUUUCGCAGAGAAAGGGCUUUGAUGGAAUAUGGGUUUUUUCACUCAUGGAUUCAGAUAAGUCUCUUUACUAUUGUCGCCGAGGAUCAGGCGGUAGAAUGAAAAGUAAUCUCGGCGUGCGGAUAUACGCCUGA